AAUGUUCACUUCAUUUCAGUCCAAUCUUCAGAGGUCCAUCCUUCAACUCCAACAACAAACAGAGCAACCAUAGCUCGGAAGUAACAGAUGAACGACAACGACGAUGAACACUGCGAAGAAGGGCUUAGAAAGUCACAGUUUUGCUGCAUUUCACACCAGUUCCUACAAAUAGCCUCCGCAAACCCUAACAAAAUCGCAGUGAUUCAUGCUUCUGGCGUCGCCCAAAUUUCCCGCGAAAAAUCGACCACCCCCAACUCCGACGACGACAUCACCACGCUCCUUGAACACCGCGUUCAUUCCACGUCGCCGCCACUGUACCACGGCGACCGUUACUUCACAUACACUCACGUCUUGGAAGUGGUUCGUUCCCUCAGCCAUCGCCUCCGCUCUAUCCUGCUUGGUGCGGAUGAUCCCCACUUGAUCAAAACCAUACCUCAAGGUAGCAAUGAUGUCAGCUGUGAAGAGGGAGCUUUUCAGACGUCCGAGUCCUCGGAAACUGUCGUGCCGGGUGCAGAGCCAAUGGCUGACUCAGGUGAAGAGUACAGGCCGAAGAUUGUGGGGAUUUAUAUGCCUCCUUCUGUUGAGUAUGUUGUUGCUUUCCUUUCGGUACUUCGGUGCGGGGAAGCGUUCUUGCCUCUUGAUCCGUUUUGGCCGAAAGAAAGGAUAUUGUCGGUUGCUUCUUCUUCGAACGUUGAUCUCAUUAUAGGGUCGUGGUCUUCGUUUGGUAAAAGUAACUUGGAUGAUCUUGACGAAUCACAUUGGCUGGUGAAGUCGGUUAAUUGUCCUGUUUUGAACUACUCCAUUGAAGAAAACGUUCAAGAAUCUGGUUGUUCGUCAAAUUUGGCGUGGCCUUGUGCCAGUGAAAAGAAGAGGUCAUUCUGUUAUUUGAUGUACACUUCUGGGUCAACUGGAAAGCCUAAAGGAGUAUGCGGCACUGAACGAGGUCUUUCAAAUCGAUUUUUAUGGAUGCAAGGAAUGUACCCUUUGACAGGGCGGGAACUAUUAUUGUUUAAGUCAUCAAUUAGCUUCAUUGACCACCUGCAAGAAUUUCUCAGUGCCAUUUUGACUGCUUGUGUACUAGUUAUUCCUCCUUUCAGAGAGCUUAGAGAAAAUGUGUAUUCUAUAAUAGACUUUCUGCAGGCUUAUUUUGUUAACAGGCUUACAGCUGUUCCAUCACUAAUGAGGACAAUUCUUCCUGGAUUGCAAACUCAUGCUGGCAUGCGGAUUGAAAGUUCAUUGAAAUUGCUUGUGCUAAGUGGUGAAACUUUUCCCCUGACCUUGUGGGAGAUGCUUUCAACUAUAUUACCAAAGACAUCAAUCUUGAACUUAUAUGGUAGUACUGAGCUGUCUGGCGAUUGUACAUAUUUUGAUUGCAAGAGGAUGCCGUUGAUUUUGAAGGAAGAAAUUCUAACUAGUGUUCCAAUAGGUUUACCUAUUACUGACUGUGAUGUGAUGCUUGUUGGUGAAAAUGAUGCAUCAAAUGAGGCAGAGCUAUAUGUUGGCGGUUCUUGCAUUUCUAGGGGCUACUAUAAUGAAUCUAAUAUAAUGUCUGAUGAAUUUGUAAAAUUACCUCAAAGUUAUUGUUGUGGAGAUUCUUCUAAUGCUUUUCAAGGCCAAUUGUACUUCAGAACUGGCGAUUUAGUCAAACAGUUGCCAAGUGGUGAUUUUAUAUUCUUGGGAAGAAAAGACCGCAUUGUAAAAGUCCAUGGACAGCGUAUUGCCCUGGAAGAAGUUGAAAAUUUUCUAAGGGAACAUCCAUAUAUAAAUGAUGCUGCUGUAAUUUGUCGAAAUCUUCAAGCAGAGCUUGUGCUUCUUGAAGCCUUUAUAGUUUUGAAGGACAAGAAAAGAUUGGGUGAACUUUUGAUUCCUGAAAUCAGAAGUUGGAUGAUUAACAAACUUCCAUCAGCUGUGCUUCCUAACCGUUUCAUCUUUAUAGAAUCAUUUCCUUUGUCUUCUAGUGGUAAGGUUAAUUAUGAGUUGUUGGUUAGCUCAGCAUUAUUGACAAAAGAUGUCAAGGAUAAGGUUGGUCACAUUGGCUGCAGCAAUCUUCUGCAACUUAUUAUAAAGGCCUUUCAUGACACUCUAAUGGUUGAAAAGGUAUGCAAUGACGGUGAUUUCUUUAUGAUGGGUGGAAACUCUAUUUCUGCUGCACAUGUUGCUCACUAUUUGGGGAUUGACUUGAGACUUCUUUACUAUAACCCAAGCCCUUUUAAGCUUUGUAUGGCUCUUCUCCAGAAAAGAGGAUCAUGCCCUUUGCAUAACAGCCUAGAUCAUUGUUUGCAGUUACAUACAGACGGACAAAAUAACCAUUUUUCUUCCAAUCAUACUGAAAAGUUAAUUCCUCUUGAGUCGAGGAUGAUUUCUGAAGGUAAUCAAGAUGACUUAUUUCCUUCUAAACGCUUAAAGAGGGAUUCUCCAAAUGUUUCUUCAUCUCCAGACGUUACCUCAGGGGAUAAUGAAUUAUUCAAAUGGUAUUCCCCUUCAAUAUUCUUAUCAUCUUCAUUUAGCCGAUGCAACAAGGUGUUGUAUAAAGAGAAACCUGAAGUAACUGUCAAACGCCAAACAGCUUUGUCUGACAAUGUUCCAAGAGGUUGCAGAGGUCACUUGAAAAACUUCUGGAAAGUUUACAUGGAAUCCUGUGUUGAUGCUUCCCCAGUGCUUGUGUUUAAAGGCCCAGACAUUUAUUUGUUCAUUGGAUCUCACGCACAUAAAUUUCUCUGCAUAAAUGCCAGAAGUGGUUCUAUCCAGUGGGAGAUCAAACUAGAAGGACGCAUUGAAUGCACAGCAGCAAUUGUUUCUGAUUUUUCUCAGGUUGUUGUUGGAUGUUACAUGGGAAAAAUAUAUUUUCUUGAUUUUUCAAAUGGACACAUCUGUUGGAUUUUUCAAACAUCUGGUGAGGUAAAAUCACAACCAGUUGUGGACACACGGAGACACUUGAUCUGGUGUGGCUCACAUGAUCAUAACUUAUAUGCUCUUGAUUACAAAAACCAUUGCUGUGUCUAUAAGUUACCAUGUGGAGGCAGUAUAUAUGGGUCACCUGCAAUUGAUGAGGUUCGGGAGUUGCUUUAUGUGGCCUCUACCAGUGGUCGUAUAACAGCUGUAUCGAUAUCUGCUUCUCCAUUUAAUAUACUGUGGCUACAUGAAUUAGAAGUCCCUGUGUUUGGUUCUCUGGCUGUCACCCAAAAUGGAUCAGUAAUAUGUUGCUUGGUGGAUGGCCAUGUUCUCGCAUUGGAUCCAAACGGAUCCAUAGUUUGGAAGAAAACAACUGAUGGUCCAAUAUUUGCUGGGCCAUGCAUACCUUCUUCUCUUCCUCAUGAGGUGCUUGUAUGCUCCAGAAAUGGAAGUGUAUACUCGUUCAAACUGGAGGAGGGGGAUCUACUAUGGGAAUACAAUGUUGGAGCUCCAAUUACUGCAUCUGCUUAUGUUGACGAGCACUUGCAGCUGGAGCCUGAUGCCUCCCAAUCUUCAGACAGGUUAAUUUGUAUUUGUACCAGUUCUGGAGGCAUACACGUUCUUCGAGUGAACAUGAAUUUCUCGGAAGAUAAAGAACAACACACAAGUGGUGUGCAAGAAUUUGCAAGACUAAACUUGCAGGGUGAUAUAUUUUCGUCGCCAUUAAUGAUUGCUGGCCAUAUUUUUGUUGGUUGUCGUGAUGAUUACUUGCACUGUGUUGCCCUUGAAAUUCCAAAGCAACAUGAUAGUUCAAAGCUUGUGUAAUUCUAAAUGUGUUCUCUGGUAGUGGCAAGUGCCAGUUUGGAUAGGUAUUUGUGGCACCAAAAUCACUUUCAAAUACCAGCAUACUUAUUCUAUGCAAAAUUAAGUUUGGAAUUGUUUCCAAAAUUAAUUAUGAUGGUAAAUUCAUGUCAGAGCAAAAGCUUUGAAGCAUGGGCCUAGGUAGUUCAUUUUUGCUGUUUUAUCCGGUAGUCAGUUGGAUUGUACAUACAUACAAUGUUUCUACAAAAAGUGAAUCAAAAUGUGUUAUUUUUCCGUUU
Lotus japonicus is the source of this 3992-nucleotide messenger RNA. Its product is annotated as putative acyl-activating enzyme 19. The record is from RefSeq and is a predicted model, not a curated record. Gene Ontology annotation, biological process: amino acid activation for nonribosomal peptide biosynthetic process. Gene Ontology annotation, molecular function: protein binding. NCBI's taxonomy places the organism in Eukaryota, Viridiplantae, Streptophyta, Magnoliopsida, Fabales, Fabaceae. The transcript is spliced from 17 exons. The coding region runs from base 88 to 3717 and encodes 1209 amino acids.